Ambispora gerdemannii is the source of this 1224-nucleotide messenger RNA. The record is from the annotation of a GenBank genome assembly. Lineage: Eukaryota; Fungi; Glomeromycota; Glomeromycetes; Archaeosporales; Ambisporaceae.
AUGUGUGGUAGAUACGCUUGUUUUUGGCGUCCUGACAAUUUAGAAGAAAUAAUACGGCAAAGUAGAUUAAGGUGCAACAAAAGUGUUGACAAAGACAAGUACAAACCUUCGUAUAAUGUAACGCCGACAUAUUACGAGCCAGUUGUUCGAUGUGAUGCACAAUCUCGUGAAAACAUCAUUCAUUACAUGAAAUGGGGAUUAGUUCCAUCUUGGACAAAACGACGAUCAGAAUACGCUUCAUCCAUGAAAACUAUAAAUGCGCGAGAUGAUUCAUUAACAGGUGGUAAACCAAUGUUCUCGUCAAUGAAACAUUCGAAACGGUGUAUUGUUAUUGUUCACGGGUUUUAUGAAUGGUUGAAAAAAGGCAAAGAAAAGAUCCCGUAUUUUACGAAACGUCAAGGUAACGAGGUGAUGUUCUUUGCUGGAUUGUAUGAUUGUGCUACUUUCGAUGAUGAUCACGAAGAGUCCUUAUACACUUUCACGAUAGUAACUACAUCCGCGUCAAAACAGUUUUCGUUUAUACAUGAUCGAAUGCCUGUGAUUCUAGAUGAGUCACAACUGGAAAAAUGGUUGGACCCGAGCACAAGAUGGAAUCGGGAGCUGACGGAAAUGUUGAAGCCAUAUGAAGGUGAACUUGAAAUUUACCCUGUUAACAAAGCUGUUGGAAAAGCGGGAACCGAUUCUCCGAGUUACAUAGUUCCCAUUAACUCAAAGGACUCGAAAUCCAGUAUCGAAAGAUAUUUUGAAAAAACAAAGUGGCAACCAACAAAAGCUGCUGAUUCCGAACAAAAAAACAUGGUAAAAUCAACUUUUGAUGACGAUGAUGGAACAUCGCAAACAACUACAAAGAUUGAUUUAAAAAUUCAUGAAGAUGGGUUGGAGGCUACUCCGUCUAUCAGCAGUAACAAUAGUCCAAUCGGAUCACCAAAUAGCAAAAAGCAUAAACUAAAUGACGAACAUGAAGAUAAUGAAUCAAGUGAUACUACACCCAAAAAGCGCAGUCGUACAGAAUCUACUGCUACUAUUAGAUCUCAACCGUCGUCACCGCCUAAGAAAAAUUCGUCUUCAAGUCCGGGACAAAAGUCCUUGAAAAAGACCACAAAAAUAUCAAAAAGCAAAACACCUGUUAAGGAAGAGUCAAAGCUAAGAAAAAGGGUCGCAAAAAGUGAAAAGUCUCCAUCCUCUCCUGUGAUCACGGAGUUCUUCAAAAAGGUGGAUACUUAA